Molecule: messenger RNA, 2086 nt
Organism: Mya arenaria
Lineage: Eukaryota; Metazoa; Mollusca; Bivalvia; Myida; Myidae
Exons: 2
Coding region: 37-363 (108 amino acids)
Source: RefSeq, a predicted model, not a curated record
CUUAAAUUACUGUUUUAUCCAAACAGAAUUCUGCCGAUGAUGCAGUUAUGUGUUUCUUUUCGGAUCUGUGUUUGGGUUGCCAUUUAUUGUGGCCAAGAAGGAGCAAAUGUUGGAGCAAAAGAAGGAGAAAAAGAAGAAGAAGAAGAAGAAGAAGAAGAAGAAGAAGAAGAAGAAGAAGAAGAAGAAGAAGAAGAAGAAGAAGAAGGUGAAAAAGAAGGAGAAAGAAGGAGAAGAGGAAGGAGAAAAAGAAUGAGCAAAAGAUGGAGAAAAGGAAGGAGCAAAGGAAGGGGCAAAAUAAGGAGCAAAAGAAGGAGAAAAGAAGGAGCAAAAAGGGAGCGACAGAAGGAGCAAAAGAAGGAGUAAGCAAUAAGCAAAAAAGAAGCAAAAGAAGAAGAAGAAAUAGGACAACAAGGAUAAAAAUUGUGUUUAUUUUAAAAUGAUUUAAUACUAUUAAUCGUAAGCCUUUGGAUAUAUUUUUUCACACACUUGCACAUCGUAAAUUUUUAUCUUAAAAGGAUUUUUCAAGCUGAGACAAAAUAUCAACAUGUAAAACAUCCCUAGACCUUUUGCGCGCAUCAAAUUUUACUUCAACCGAGAAGGACAUUGAAACUGCAAAAAUGUCGAAUGGACAGGGGCAAAAAGGCCCAUUGUGUUAUAAUGUUUACAAGAGGCAAAUCUAUCUUUUUACGUGUCUAAAGUUACACAAAAGAAGCACAAGUGAAGAGGAAAAUGAUAGCCAAACUUUUGAAAGACCUCAGUAUGGUUGAAGGAUCUUCCAAUUGAAGCACAAUCACUCGGGGAGCAAAUUUAGCAUCUUGACAGCGGGAUGGCUUUGCUCCAGUGUCGUAGGGUCAGGUUGUAAUAAUACCUUGUUGCUAUUGAAAACAUUCACUUGAUGUUCCUCGAGAAUUCAUCUAAUUUACAAAAUAUUCACUUUAUUGUGAACAGUUUCAAAACAUGAAAGGAAUUAUCUGGGCACUUAACAUAUAUGGAACAAGCUGUUACGGCCUCGUUUAAUCUGAAAAACCUUUUUUCAGUCCUGAAAAGAAGAUUACUUUUCGCUUAUUGAAAUGUAAUUGAACUCUAGUGAAAAGAAUAAACGCUGUCAAUAUCUAUUCUGAACACUCAAGUUCACUAUUUACAUUUAAUUUUCUCAACAUUUCAAGAUGAAACUUUUAUCAAUGGUAGUGUGAAUUUCAAAUUAGCUUAAUAACAAUGGCUAAUUCAGACGUGUAUUGACGUAGCAAAGAUAUGUUUUGUUACCAUUAUGUUACAAGUGGGAAUAGGAUGGUUACUUUUUGUAGUUGUUUAGCAGUGUUUCUGUGUAAAAACACACAAUUACCUUUAUAAAUAUUGUCCAUUGAUUGAGUUAAAGACAGUCACCCCACAUACUGGAGCUCGUUCCCGAAGGUUGAGUACCUCCCAUUGUCAUUGUUGUACAAAAGAUAAAAGGCUUGUAAUUAGAGGCCUCGAGUGAAAUGUACACUAAUCUACACUAUAAACGCACACUCGGAACUCCUCGGCUAUUUUACAUCGAAAACAACCUCGGAUGUAUAUGGACGGUUUACAAUGUCAGAAACCUUUACCUUUAACUACGCUGCAAGUAGAUCGCGUAGUAAUUUCAAUUUAUCAAUUAAACUUAAUUUCUUUACUCAUGGAAAUCUUUAUUAUUUAUGCAAUAAUACACCUAACUGGCAAUCAAUUUAAACUUAGAUAUACAAAAUACACGUGAAAACACUACAGCUAAAUGAUACUAUCAUUUAAAUUUUACGAACUUCAUAACUUCUACUGAUGUACCGGCAGACAUCUAAGGUUGUUUUCGAUUGAUAAUGGCCGAGAAGCGAGUGAUUUUCAGCUGUUUUAUCAUUGUUACAAACAUAUAGUUCACAUUUCACAAUUUUAUAGAUGUUCUAUCAUUGCUACUAGCUUAUUGUUCACAAUUAACCGUUUUGUGCUACCAACAUUUUGUUCACAUUUCACACUUCUGUUACAAGCUAUAAAUUUAAACUAUGAUAUACAAAAUACACGUUGAAACACUAAAAUUAAUUAAUACUAUUACUUAUUUUUUAAGAACAACUUUUGCAUA